UGAGCCACAAAGCAAGUAGUGCCGCUGUGCUAGCAAAAAUACAGAAAAACAUAUAUAUCGAAGCAGGACUUCAGCCAAACAUGUGCCAUACAAGAGCUGGGAAACGAACAUCUUAACGGGAAGGAGCGGGAAGUAUCGGCUGGCACCACGGGCGGAAGUCAGCGGACGGACACUUGCUUUAGCUACUUAGCUCUGAACUAGCCGACCGUGGGCUCCCCCAGCACGGAUAGCCUGGCAGGCAGGAGCCGCUCGGAGCAGGCGGAGUGCGACGACCCGCUCGGCUCCCCUCGUUUUCUUUGAGAUAUCGACCUCUGAGGUGGAUUUACGAGAUAAGCCCAUCAGCACCGUGUCGUGUUUGGUGUUUGACAUAAUCCAGGGUGGCCGACAUUCCCGUCUGCCCGCUGCCUCAUUAAGUUAACCGCAGUUUACGGCGAAGAGGAAAAGUUAGCGUUUAACAAGCAAACUACCGCCGGGCAGCCGAUUUCCAUCUCCCAGCGCUCCCUCCCCCUCCUCCACCAUCAGCGUCACCAUCAGCCCACAGUCAGUCGCUCUGUGCUGGGUGUCCAGGCGAGGAGGGUCCCCCCCAACGCUCGGGGUAACUCUACAAGCAGCUAUGGAUUAUGUGUGAUUUUUGUCCUUGUUUCUGAAACCACUGGACUCUCGAAGACUCGUUUUUUUCGGAAACGCUGCAGGACUUCCCCAAUACGAGUAGCCAGUUUACUCGCAGACGUUAGCUUAACGUUAUUAAGUAAAUCGCUGUCUGAAAUCCAGCCAGUGUUACUGUUAGUCUGCCAGCUAGUGACGCUGUUUUCUGCUGGCAACAAGGGCAUUUUUAUCCAUCUGCUGAGCUGAAACAACUCAAAGUAGAUGUAUAGGAUGUACUAAUCACUCUUUACCUUAUCCGAUAGUUAGCCUACUGGCUAGCAGGUUUCAUUUUGCUAGCUAGCGUGUUGCUAACUAGCAGACGAACCCAAAUAUCGGUAUUACCAGCAGGCUGAAACAAGUUAGCUUUCGGACGCUUGGAUUCGGCUUGUGAUCAGUUGAUUUCACCCUCUUGCUUGGACUUAUUUUGGCGCUGGAGCUCUUGGGGCGCUAAACAACAUUUCUGCGGACAUUUUUGUGAUUGAUGAGCCGUUAGGGAACAUUUUCAGCCUUGCGUUGCACAGGAAGCCAAGCCAGCAACGACGGAUGCACCAACAGCAGCGGUGUGUCGAUUUUUAAUGUGUGCAAAUGAUGAGUCCCGGUUCGUCGUUAUCUCGUCUUCUGCGGUUUUAUUUGUGCCAAUACGCGUCUGAGAGAUUUGCAUUUUUGCUGCACCUACUGAGAUAUUAAGGACGACGAAGUAGCACUCUGAUGGUACACAUUUCAACCUGUCGCCCAGUGUCCUCCCUCUUUUCUCGGGUCUCACUGGUUGUUUGAGACGAAGAAAACCAACUACACGUGUCCCUGUUUUAAUACGGCAAAGCUGCUUUUCAGCUGUGAAGGCACAGCAGGAGCCAGUCACAUUUUCACUGUGCAGCCACUCCACUAAAAUUAGAACAUUUUUUUUCUCGACAGCACAGUGUUUACAUUUGAAGGAAAAACCCCGAGACACAUGCCGCACUGGAGACAAACCAGUCGUUUGGACACAUCUCCAUCAAGAGGACCAGGAAAGUCCCCCGAGACCUGUAGGAUUUGACAGCUGUCUCCAGAUCCAGCAUCUGUUUGAGGCGAAGUGAACAGACUACAGCCGGAGACAACGACACCAUUCCAGUCGACGGUCAGCCCUGCCGUCCGCUCCGCUGGCCCUGUCACGCACCUUGGCGCUUGAUGUUGGUCCUAUCUGGUGGAGGACAUUGUUUUUUUUUAAUUCCCUAAAACAAAACCCAUCCCCAGCCCGGUCAUUUUAUUGAUUUGGUCGUCCCAGGGUCGAAAGAUGGCGGACCUCGAAGCAGUGCUCGCCGAUGUCAGUUAUUUGAUGGCGAUGGAGAAGAGCAAGUCUACUCCAGCGGCCCGGGCGAGCAAGAAAAUCAUCCUCCCUGAGCCCAGUAUUCGCAGUGUGAUGCAGAAGUACCUCGAGGAGAGAGAUGAACUGACAUUUGACAAAAUUUUCAACCAGAAAAUUGGCUUCCUGCUGUUCAAGGACUUCUGUAUGAAUGAGAUCGAUGAGGCCGUGCCACAGCUCAAGUUCUACGAAGAAAUUAAGGACUACGAGAAGCUGGACUCCGAGGAGGAGAGGCUGACCCGCAGCCGGCAGAUUUACGACGGCUACAUCAUGAAGGAGCUCCUGUCCUGUUCGCAUCCAUUUUCUAAGAAAGCCGUGGACCACGUGCAGAGUCACUUAGUAAAGAAACUGGUUCCCCCAACUCUCUUCCAGCCAUACAUAGUGGAGAUCUGUGACAGCUUGAGAGGGAAGAUCUUCCAGAAGUUCAUUGAGAGUGACAAAUUUACUCGUUUUUGCCAGUGGAAGAACGUGGAGCUCAACAUCCAUCUGACCAUGAAUGACUUCAGCGUGCAUCGGAUCAUCGGCAGGGGCGGCUUCGGAGAGGUGUACGGCUGCAGGAAGGCCGACACGGGGAAGAUGUACGCCAUGAAGUGUUUGGACAAGAAGAGGAUCAAGAUGAAGCAGGGGGAGACUCUAGCGCUCAAUGAAAGAAUCAUGCUGUCGUUAGUCAGCACAGGGGACUGCCCGUUCAUCGUGUGUAUGACGUACGCCUUCCACACCCCCGACAAGCUCUGCUUCAUCCUGGACCUCAUGAACGGGGGUGACCUGCACUACCACCUGUCUCAGCACGGCGUGUUCAGUGAGAAAGAAAUGCGUUUCUAUGCUGCUGAAAUCAUCCUCGGUCUGGAGCACAUGCACAACCGCUUCGUCGUCUACAGAGACCUCAAGCCAGCUAAUAUCCUGCUGGAUGAACACGGUCAUGUUCGUAUCUCCGACCUUGGCCUGGCCUGCGACUUCUCCAAGAAGAAACCCCACGCCAGCGUGGGUACUCAUGGUUACAUGGCUCCAGAGGUUCUCCAGAAGGGGACGGCGUACGACAGCAGCGCCGACUGGUUCUCCUUAGGCUGCAUGCUCUUCAAGCUCCUCCGAGGGCACAGUCCUUUCAGACAGCACAAGACCAAAGACAAACAUGAGAUUGACCGCAUGACGCUCACCAUGAAUGUGGAGCUGCCAGACUCUUUCACUGCAGAGCUCAAAGAUCUGCUGGAGGGGCUGCUGCAGAGAGACGUAUCCAAGAGGCUCGGCUGUCAGGGCCGAGGAGCCCCAGAGGUGAAGGAGCAUCAGUUCUUCAAAGGCAUUGACUGGCAGCAGGUGUACCUCCAGAAGUACUCUCCUCCUUUAAUUCCUCCCAGGGGGGAGGUGAACGCUGCAGAUGCUUUCGACAUAGGCUCUUUUGAUGAGGAGGACACCAAGGGCAUCAAGCUGCUAGACAGCGACCAGGAGCUCUACAAGAACUUUCCCCUGGUCAUAUCGGAGCGCUGGCAGCAGGAGGUGGCGGAGACGGUCUACGAGGCCGUCAACUCGGACACGGACAAGAACGAGGCCCGCAAGAGGGCCAAGAACAAGCAGCUGGGCCACGAGGAGGACUACGCCCUGGGAAAGGACUGCAUAAUGCACGGCUACAUGCUGAAGCUGGGGAACCCCUUCCUCACCCAGUGGCAGCGCCGAUACUUCUAUCUCUUCCCCAACCGUGUGGAGUGGAGGGGGGAGGGCGAGUCACGGCAAAACCUGCUGACAAUGGAGCAUAUCAUGACGGUGGAGGAGACGCAGAUUAAAGACAAGAAAUGUAUCCUGCUGCGCAUCAAAGGAGGGAAGCAGUUUGUGCUGCAGUGUGAGAGCGACCCGGAGUUCGUGCAGUGGAAGAAAGAGCUGACCGAAGCGUUAACAGAAGCCCAGAAGCUGCUGCGCCGCGCCCCCAAAGUCAUCGGGAAGGGCCGGGCCGGAGUGGUGGAGCUCUCCAAACCUCCCCUCACACACCGCAAUAGCAAUGGCCUGUGAAUAUACACACACACACACAUAUACAUACACAAACACACACACACACACACACACCUUGAUACACACAAGCACACACACACACUGCAUCCCAUCUCCCCUCCUCAUCGGCCGCAGGACUUGAAACCCUCCCACCUCUCGCCCACGAUGCCUCGCAGUGUGUGUAUGGACCACGGCCACCAGCUUCUUACCAACCACACAAACACACGCUCACACACACUCACACACACAACCACCAAUAAUAAGCGCGAUAUAGUUUUUUUUUUUUUUUUGUCUGCCAUGGGACCUUGCCAGUUCACCGAGAGGAAGAGAGGCCGCCGAGGCGAGGAGAGGAACAUUCGGGAGGACUCAGCAUGUGAAGAACCUCUGCAUGAAUGUGACGAGGACGAACGCCGGUCCUCUCUUGUCCCCGUCUUUCUCUUUCUCUGCACCAUGCCCCCUCCUGCACCCCCACCAGCUCGCUCUGUUUUGAAUCAGGUGAAUCUAAAGGGGCCCUCUCUUCUCGGAUUUCUGUGAACCAGGACCCGCAGCA
This is a messenger RNA of Chelmon rostratus (copperband butterflyfish), 4511 nucleotides long. It is a transcript of the gene grk3, whose product is annotated as G protein-coupled receptor kinase 3. The transcript is spliced from 22 exons. The record is from RefSeq and is a predicted model, not a curated record. The coding region runs from base 1916 to 3982 and encodes 688 amino acids. Gene Ontology annotation, molecular function: ATP binding; G protein-coupled receptor kinase activity; G protein-coupled receptor binding. Gene Ontology annotation, biological process: G protein-coupled receptor signaling pathway; protein phosphorylation; regulation of signal transduction. Lineage: Eukaryota; Metazoa; Chordata; Actinopteri; Chaetodontiformes; Chaetodontidae.